Pestalotiopsis fici W106-1 is the source of this 297-nucleotide messenger RNA. RefSeq lists its product as uncharacterized. Gene Ontology annotation, molecular function: monooxygenase activity; iron ion binding; oxidoreductase activity, acting on paired donors, with incorporation or reduction of molecular oxygen. NCBI's taxonomy places the organism in Eukaryota, Fungi, Ascomycota, Sordariomycetes, Amphisphaeriales, Sporocadaceae. The transcript has a single exon. Bases 1 to 297 code for a protein of 98 amino acids. The record is from RefSeq and is a predicted model, not a curated record.
AUGGCCGCGAUGCGAUCCGUCUUUGUCCCCUUUGCAGUGGGCUCUGCGUUGUGUCUAGGCAAAGGCUUGGCGUAUCUCGAGAUGAGCCUGGUGAUAACCAAGAAGCUCUGGUACUUUGAUUUUGAAAAGGCGGCAGGCAAAUCAGGUGAGCUGGGCGGUGGUGAUCCCCAGUCCAGCAGCAGGCCUCGUGUAGAUGAGUUUCACUUGUACGAUUCUCUGAUUGCUGACCAUGAUGGCCCCAAUCUGGUGUUUUCACCCAGAGAUACGUAUUGGAAGGAGCUAGUACAGCGCGACUAG